AUGGGUGCUGCUUUAGGGUUGUGUUCAGCUGCCCAGUUGGCUUGUUGCUGUGCGGGGCAAGCUUGUUCACUAUGCUGCUCAGCUUGCCCUUCAUGUCGAAAUUCUACAUCUAGUCGCUUAAUGUAUGCACUGAUGCUACUUAUUGGUGCCAUAGCAGCGUGCAUUACAUUAUCGCCUGGUCUUCAGGAUGCUCUAAAAAAGGUACCUUUUUGCGCAAGUUCGACUUCUAAAGGAGCAGCUAUUUUUCCUUCUAAUUCACAAAUUGAUUGUAAUUCUGCAGUCGGUUACUUAGCAGUUUACAGAAUUAGUUUUGCAUUAUGUUGUUUCUUCAUAUUAAUGUCCGGGAUUAUGUUGGGUGUAAAAUCAUCUAAAGAUCCGCGGGCUUCUAUCCAAAACGGAUUUUGGGGAUUAAAGUUUUUGAUUGUAAUAGGAAUGAUUAUUGGUGCAUUUUUUAUUCCUGAAGGAAGCUUUAGUACUACUUGGAUGUGGAUAGGACUCUUCGGGGGCUUGAUGUUUAUUCUAGUUCAGUUGGUUUUAAUAAUUGAUUUUGCUCAUAAUUGGGCUGAAAUCUGGUUUGAAAACUAUCAAGAAACUGGUUCAAAAGGUUGGUUUGCUGCUCUCUUGCUCUCUACUCUUUUGCAGUAUGCCCUAGCAAUUACAGGACUGUCCUUAUUAUAUGUUUAUUUCACACUGCCAGAUGAUUGUGCAUUGAAUAAGUUCUUUAUUUCCAUAAAUCUCAUAUUAUCUGUAGGAGUCAGUGUAUUAUCAAUUAUGCCCGCAGUACAAGAGAAACAGACAAGAUCUGGUCUUUUACAAUCUGCUAUGGUAACCCUUUACACAGUAUACUUGACCUGGUCUGCAGUUGCAAAUAAUCCAGAUGAAAAAUGUAACCCUGGAUUUUUGGGAAUUGUAGGAGAAGGCAGUCAUAACAAGGUUUCUUUUGAUACACAAAGUAUUGUAGGGUUAACUGUUUGGAUGUGUUGCGUCAUGUAUUCUUCUCUCAGAUCAGCUUCCAAGGUUGCUUCAAUGACAAUGACGAAUUCCUCAGACAAGGAAGCUUUAACAGAUGGUGGGGAAUCUGGAAAAAUCUCAAAUACUAGCAAUAAUGAUAAUGUUAAAGUUUGGGAUAAUGAAGAAGAGAGUGUUGCAUAUUCCUGGUCUAGUUUCCAUUUCAUAUUUACUUUAGCUACAUUAUAUGUCAUGAUGACGUUAACCAAUUGGUACCAAAACAUUAAAUGCAAACGCAGCUUCAAUGUGGGUGAAGAUAGUCUCAAGCUGGCUUUGCUUAGGCAUUUAUUUCUGGACUUUAAUAGCACCAUUUAUCCUAACAAACCGCGAUUUUUCCUAAAUUUAUUUUGAUAAAUAUUGGGAAGUAAGUUUAAAAUUAAUCAAUAACUAUUUAUUCUUUAAGAGUAUCUAAAAAAUUGGCUUUGUGAAUAAUAUUUUUUAUUAUAUGUAACAUUUAGAACUUGG
Messenger RNA from Ctenocephalides felis (cat flea), 1473 nucleotides. RefSeq names its product serine incorporator 1 (gene TMS1). The coding region runs from base 1 to 1359 and encodes 452 amino acids. Lineage: Eukaryota; Metazoa; Arthropoda; Insecta; Siphonaptera; Pulicidae. The record is from RefSeq and is a predicted model, not a curated record. The transcript has 8 exons. Gene Ontology annotation, cellular component: membrane.